CAUGACGAAGCUCAGCCUCUUCUCUAACGUCGCUAACCGUAGUCACUCGCCUCAUCGACCAACAGCAACCCGUGUCCAUCAGCAGACUCAACGAAUCACCCAUGACAGAGGCACUGAUUCACAGCCCAUGUACCUUGCAUGUCUAACUCUCUAUGGACCACUGCUACACCUCCCUCCAGCAUGACCCAUUUUAAGUGACACCAGACCGCCGAGCCCACUACGUCGUUGUAGGCAAUGAACCGCUGCGUGCAGCCGCAUGACUGAAGCAUCAGUGGUCACUCGUAGUGCACACCAUCAAGGAAAGUGGGCUGUGACCAGGUCGCCGCCUUCGAAAAGAGAGAGAGAGGAAGAGAAGCGAGAAACACAUGGACGGUUUCCUGCUUCAGCAGCGACGUUUGCGUUGCAUGCACCAUGCACCUUCCUUGACUUGUGCUGAAACUCGCUGCACAAAAACCAACUACUUAACCUCAACUUCCCUCCCACUCUCCUCUCUAUCCAAGUCCUUUCAUCCAUUGCAACUCUACCUACUCAUUCCAUCUCUACUCACUUCAAGCCUGUUCAGAUCGAACCCUCACAACAAUUCGCACUUCACCCAACAUGGCUUCUAUCGCUCGAGUUCCCAUCCAACGCAACCCUCACUACAAGAGAAACGGUCUCAAGUCCUACGUCUAUCUGCUUAACAAGUACAAUUUCGUUCCCAGCCUCCGCGGUCCCUAUUCUGCGAUCCGUGGCAGAAAGGCCCUUUUCAAACAAAACGCAGAUGGAACUCAGGGUGAAGUGUACGUUCUCAGACCGGGAAUCUAGUGUCGUUGCUGAACAUCGCCACAGUCCGGCUACUGAUCAACAGAAUGACUCUCUCUACACCUGCCCAGUCAACAUCGGCACACCAGCUCAGACCUUGAACUUGGACUUCGACUCGGGAUCCUCGGACCUUUGGUGCUGGUCUACUGAAUUGCCGGCCAGCACUCGCUCCGCAGGCAAAGGCCAUACCAUCUUCGACCCGUCCAAGUCUUCGACAUUCAAGAACCAGUCACAGUCAACCUGGCAGAUUCAGUACGGAGAUCAGUCGUCGGCUUCAGGUACUGUCGGCACCGACAAUGUCCAAAUUGGUAGCAUCACCGUCAAGGCUCAAGCAAUUGAACUUGCCAACAAGUUGUCCUCGCAAUUCACCCAAGAUGCCUCGUCAGAUGGCCUUCUCGGUCUGGCCUUCGGUUCCAUCAACACGGUGCAACCAACUCCUGUCAAGACCCCGGUGGAAAACAUGAUUGCUCAGGACGACAUCCCUCAAAACGCGGAACUCUUCACGUGCUACCUCGGAUCCAUCAAAGAUGCCAAUGAAGAAUCGUUCUAUACCUUUGGCGAGAUCGAUCAGUCCGUUGUCCCAUCUGGUUCUCAGGUUGCCUACACCCCGGUCGACAAUUCUCAAGGCUUUUGGAUGUUCGACUCGACCUCCGCAAAGGUCAAUGGCAGAACCAUCCAGCUUUCGGGCAACAAGGCCAUCGCCGACACCGGUACCACUCUUCUCCUCACCUCCGACGAAGUGUGUCAGGCCGUCUACUCGGCAAUCCCCGGUGCCAAGCAGGACCCCAGCCAGCAAGGUUGGGUGUUCCCGGCCGACACCGCCGAGUCUGACCUCCCUACCGUCACCUUCAUGGUUGGAAACACUCCGAUCACGAUCGAGAAGCAACACCUCGCGUUCGCAGGUGGGCUCGAGGGCAACAUGGCGUACGGUGGAAUUCAAUCUCGUGGUGACCUGACCUUUGAUAUCCUUGGAGAUACUUUCUUGCAAAAUGUCUAUGCUGUCUUUGACGUCGGAAACACCCAGUUCGGCGUGGUGCAGCGGGCUCCACCAAGCACUAGCUAGGGUCGCUGUGGGCUAGGGGGCUGCUGGACAUGAUGGUCAUGAUGGUCAUGACUGGUAUCAAGCAGGUCAUCAACAGUAUCAUUGACUUUUGAAAGAAUUGAUAGAUCGGUAAAAAGAUGCUGAUUAAUGGCGUUCGGAGUCAGCUUAGCAAUGAGCGGGGAACGUGGUUGUGACGAACAUCGGCCGGAGGACGGAUAUCAUGAACGGUCUGCCUGGGAGAAGGACAUUCUUUUUAUGAUUAUGGAUAUUAUUAUCACCUGUAACGAGAC
Molecule: messenger RNA, 2133 nt
Organism: Exophiala oligosperma
Lineage: Eukaryota; Fungi; Ascomycota; Eurotiomycetes; Chaetothyriales; Herpotrichiellaceae
Exons: 4
Coding region: 761-1864 (367 amino acids)
Biological process (GO): proteolysis
Molecular function (GO): aspartic-type endopeptidase activity
Source: RefSeq, a predicted model, not a curated record